Phaeodactylum tricornutum CCAP 1055/1 is the source of this 1368-nucleotide messenger RNA. RefSeq lists its product with no specific name. Gene Ontology annotation, biological process: proteolysis. Lineage: Eukaryota; Bacillariophyta; Bacillariophyceae; Surirellales; Neidiaceae. Gene Ontology annotation, molecular function: serine-type carboxypeptidase activity. The record is from RefSeq and is a predicted model, not a curated record. The transcript has 3 exons. The annotation marks the transcript as partial.
GUUCCCGGGUCGCCAGAUGCGCAUCUCGUUACGGACCUUCCGUUAUUGAGUUCUGAGGAGUUUCCGACGAAGCACUGGGCGGGUCAUCUACCGGCCUCUCCAAAUAAUGACAAGUACUUUUUCUAUUGGCUCUUUGAACCGGAGGGUAAUUAUGACAAAGAUACGGUGCCUCUGAUCAUUUGGUUGAAUGGAGGGCCAGGAUGUAGUAGUAUGGACGGCUUGUUUUUGGAAAAUGGACCGUUUCGCUUGGAGAUGGACGAAAACGAAAACUACCAAAUCAAAGCAGCGGAACAUAGUUGGCACAAAUCGCCGGCUUACACGCUCUACAUAGACCAGCCGGUUGGAACAGGACUCAGUUUUACCACGUCUGGGCAUUAUCCUUCCAACGAUGAGCUUGUGAACGUUGAUUUUUACCACUUUAUCCAAUCUUUUUUCCAGCUUCAUUCAGACAAGUUUGUGGAUCAAAGGGUACGCAAUCCACUUUGGUUUUCGGGGGAGAGCCAUGCGGGCCACUAUAUUCCAUCCAUGAUGAACUACAUUUUAAAGCAGAACGAUGAUUUGAAGGACGGGGAUAUUGAGAUCCCUUUGGCGGGUGCCGCUAUUGGCAAUGGUUGGACAGACCCCGUUCACCAGUACGCUGCAGCCGAAGCUGCUUACGGCCAUGGUAUAAUCGAUCGCGCACAAUUGACCGCAAUGUCUGCGCAAGAACGAGUCUGUCAGCAAAAACUCGAGAAGGGUCAAAUGAUUGUAUCCGAGUGCUUUCGACUCUUGGACGAUGUGGUUCGGCAAUCACAGGGUGUCAAAUCGGAAUACAAGAUCAGCCAAUACGAUGUUCGCAAAACAGAAUCAACUCAACAUUCGGACAGAGAUUUUCCUCCCGGUCACAAGGUCGUAGAGACGUUCCUGGGGGGAUGGCCGAUGAAAGAUGACCCGGGAAAACUUUCCACGGAUAUUUCGGUAGAAGUUUUAAAGGCUAUCCACGCGACAUCUGCUACGGCAGCAGGACAGCGUUUUCAAGAAUGCACCGAUCCUCCUUACAAUGCUUUAGCCCACCAGGAUGGUAAGGGAGUCGUUGAAGAUGUCAUCGCAGUUUUGGAGCACGCUGCCAACGUUAAAUUGCUCUUUUUCAACGGGGUUGAAGACUUAAUUUGCAACCAUGUGGGAAACGAGGUAAUGCUGGAGAAACUACCCUGGAAGCACCAAGAUGAUUGGAUCAAGGCUGAGAGAUUCGCUUGGAGAUCGGAAAGUGAGCAAGUUUCCAGAAUUUCUGGUUACGUGAAGGAAUUCGAGAAUCUUUCAUUCCUCAAAGUACUAUCGGCUGGGCACAUGGUGCCGAUGGACGUUCCCGAGGUCUCCUUAGACAUGAUG